Hypanus sabinus (Atlantic stingray) is the source of this 2186-nucleotide messenger RNA. RefSeq names its product prosaposin (gene psap). Gene Ontology annotation, biological process: sphingolipid metabolic process. The coding region runs from base 106 to 1713 and encodes 535 amino acids. Gene Ontology annotation, cellular component: lysosome. Lineage: Eukaryota; Metazoa; Chordata; Chondrichthyes; Myliobatiformes; Dasyatidae. The transcript has 15 exons. The record is from RefSeq and is a predicted model, not a curated record.
AAACAGGAAGGUGCGACAGCGGGAGCGGGUUGAGGGCGGUCCUCCCCGCCGGAAGGGGCGCUGCCGUGCAGUAGCUCAGCUGAUGAUCACACCGUAGGCAGAGAGAUGGCGGCGCUCCUGAUUGCGGUCCUAUGUUUCGGCGCAGCUGUGGCCAAACCUUUCUCAGGACAGGAGAGAUGUGCGGAAGGGCCACCAUUUUGGUGUCAGGAUGUAAAGACUGCUUCAGAGUGUGGAGCUGUAAAGCACUGUCAGCAGAAUGUUUGGAGACAACCAACUGUGAAAAGUGCCCCUUGUGAUCUAUGCAAGGAUGUUAUGUCUGUUUUGGGAGAUCUUCUGAAGGACAACACUACGGAGUCGGAAGUGCGAAGUUACCUUGCCAAAGCCUGUGGCAUGAUUCCAGAUGCAGACAUGAGAACACGUUGCAAUGAAUUAGUAGAUGACUAUUUACCAAUCAUCUUGGAUAUCCUCAAUGAAGAACUGGAAAAUCCUGAAGUCAUUUGCACUGCUUUACACUUGUGCCAGACGCUCCAAGCAACACUUAAUGGAAAGGAUAUUACCUCCAAUGAAAUACCAGAGGUGGACAUGUCCAAAAUAGUCUCUCCUUUCAUUGCAAAUGUUCCCCUACUACUUUAUCCGCAGCAGACUGCCAAACCAAAGGUUAAUUACUUGCAGAGCAGUGAUAACGUCUGUCUCAACUGUAAUCAGUUCAUCAGCAAUAUUCAAACUACUAUGAAAGAGAAUGUGGAGUUCCAGAAUGAACUCAUUACUCACUUAAAGAAACAAUGUAAUGUGGGACCUGGUUUAACAGAACUGUGUGAGAAGUACAUCGCCUUGAAUGGGCCGCAAGUGGCUGAGGUAUUAAUUCAGAGAAGUGCAGAAGAGAUUUGUACUGCAGCUGGAUUCUGCGACAAAGCAAUCACAGUUCCAAUGCAGGUCCUUCAGGAACCUAUUGUUCACCCUGUGCAGAAAAAAAAAGAGAAAGAAAGAAAAAGAAGAAAGAGUGCCUGGAUAUUGGAAGAUCCCCACAUGCUCCAUGGAAAGAAUGAAGUGCUUGAAGCAGGAUCAGCAGGCUGUGUAAUCUGUGAAUUUGUCAUGCAGGAGGUCAAGAAACUUCUCCAGGAGAAUACAACUGAGGAGGCCAUCACUGACACUCUGAUAAAAGUAUGCUCUGUUCUGCCAGACACUGUUAAAAGUGAAUGUGAAGACUUUAUCAGUGAGUACGGGAAAGCUGUGGAGGAGCUUCUUUUGCAGGAAUUGGACCCCGUUGUUGUGUGCAGAACCAUUGGUCUGUGCAAGCAUGCGGAAAGGACGGCUCUGGGCUCCCAGAAAGCCAAACCAAAACAACUGCAAUCAGGUGCUUUGUGUGAAAUCUGCAAGACUGUGGUUCAAAAGUUGGAUAGUUUGCUGGAAGAGAAAAGCACAGAGGAAGAGAUCAAGGCUGCCCUGGACGAAGUCUGUACCUUGCUCCCAAAAUCGAUACAGGAUGAGUGUGAUAAUCUAGUAGCUGAGUAUGAACCACUUUUAAUUCAAGUUCUGCUGCAGAGUUUGGAUCCAGAUUUUGUCUGCAAAAGUAUCGGAGCUUGCACAGAUGCAAAACAACAUCUCUUAGGAGCAAAUGAAUGUGUCUGGGGCCCAUCCUAUUGGUGUAAGAAUAUGGAAACUGCAAACCAGUGCAAUGCGGUUGAACACUGCAAGCGUCAUAUCUGGAACUGAAAGCGAUGACUCGCUGGAUACACGCAGUGAUGAGUUUAAGCAAAUAUUUUUUGGUUUAGUUUGCAAUAUACGCUUUAGCAUUAUGUAGAAAUAUGCUUGUUGUAACUAUCUCAAAGUUUCCUUAAUCCAUGUUUUUCUCCGGUGACUGGUUAUAUCUGUGAGGUCUAUCUAACUUUGAACAUUAGUUAUGUAUUGCACUGCAGGAAAUGGAAUGAAAAAGUUAAUUCCUCACCUGGGCUGAGUGUACAGGAGAAGCUACAGCAAAGGUUGUCCCUCAGCUGUAAGAAUUUAAUGUAUAAAUUUUUGGUGUUUAAUUCAACUAAUACUAAAAAUGAAGUGACUGCUGGAUUCUGCUUCAGUUAAUAUGCAAGUACUGUAGUCUGAAGGACUUGAUGUUUGCUAAUCAUUAGUUUGUAAAAUAUUCGAUAAAUAUGUACAAAUUGGUUUGUCAAUAAAACCUGUUUUAAUUUUCA